AUGGGUGCGAACGAGAGUCGCCUCAACUCAGACGAUCUCGGUCCGAAACAAGGAUACCAUGUUAUUCGUGUUGCACAGAAAAGUCCCGCCCAAUAUGCAGGCUUUGAGCCUUUCUUUGACUUUUGCGUAGGGAUAAACGGACAGCCACUCGCCGGUUUGGGUGUCAAUAUCUUGAAUGAGAAUAUUUCUAAUGCGCAGCCAACAAAGGCGUCUUGGUCCAUGGUGGAAGAGAGCGAAGGCCGAACUAUCAUCAUCAAUACGUGGAACUCCAAACAUCAAGAAUAUCGAGACGUGAGCAUUGUUCCAUCGAGGAAAUGGUCUGAAAAUAAUUCUCAAAGUAAUGCACAACCAUCGCUACUCGGUCUCACGCUUCGCCUCUGUAAUCCACUCGAGACUAUCAGUCAUGUUUGGCAUGUUCUCGAAGUGAUAGAAGGGUCACCUGCUGAUUCUGCUGGGCUUGUUCCUUACGGUGACUACAUCAUUGGCUGGACGCAAGGUCCUCUUCGCAGUGAACAUGACUUUUUUCAACUUAUUGAGCAGUAUAUUAACCGUAAUCUUUCGCUUUACGUCUACAACAGCGAUUAUGACCACACUCGCGAAGUUGUCAUUGUGCCAAACCGUGACUGGGGUGGCGAAGGAAUAUUGGGGUGCGGUAUGGGCUAUGGUCUUUUGCACCGAAUCCCGCAGCCUCGUAAGCUAUGGGACGAUGUGGUGCCCGAAGAUCAGAAUCAAGCGUAUUUGAGUAAAGAAACACCAUCGUUAUCUCAUUCCGAUGUGUCUACAGCUCCUGUCAGCUCUAAUGUAACCCAAGAGCCCAUUUCGAAUGAUUAUGGCGUUACUCUCAACAUGCACGAGGAAGAGGAGGAAUGA
Molecule: messenger RNA, 870 nt
Organism: Malassezia restricta
Lineage: Eukaryota; Fungi; Basidiomycota; Malasseziomycetes; Malasseziales; Malasseziaceae
Product: golgi reassembly stacking protein
Exons: 4
Coding region: 1-870 (289 amino acids)
Biological process (GO): Golgi organization
Cellular component (GO): Golgi apparatus
Molecular function (GO): protein binding
Source: RefSeq, a predicted model, not a curated record